CUUUCCAAGAACGACAUCAUAACCCUCCAACAGAACACCAACCCUUUCAUCAAAAAGGAGGUCAUCCGGCGGUUCAAAUGCAAGCAUACUUUCAUCAGGUACAAUAAUUGCGGCUGAUGGAAUGUUGUGUUUUCCAGAUUUGUGUUCAUGAACACAAAUGCAAACCUAGUGAAGGCUUAAAUCUGAAUGAAAUAAAGGACCCUGAAUAAUGGAGACGUCAAGCAACUAUCAACAGGCUUCAACCUUUGUUACGGUCAUUGCAACGCUCUCGAUAACUUUGGACAACAACAUCCAGUCGGUGUGGAGGAAUACAGUAGACAUAGGAAGGAUGCUUGUGUGUAUUAUCCAGCAGCCUUGAUCAUCUCACAUCAUCUCCGUCGCAACUCGACCACUGCCACGGAGUUACCUGUUCCAACUGAACACGACAGUUUAACACCCAAGAUUCCAAUCUUGAUCCUUCAACAGAAAUACGGAAUAGAGGCCUUCAUGAAACAGGAUUUUGAGUAUGACAUAUUCUUUGGAGCUACACCCUUAGAACAGGUACCGUGCAACCGGUCCCUUAAUGUAUACUUGUAUUGUUCUUGCAACAUCUACUUCUCUCCACGAACGUUGCCUUUGAAGUUCUCGCAUCCGGUUGAGCAUUACGUGUUGUUUGUAAAAGCUGCAUUCACUUAUCCAGGACUGCUGUCUAAAGUAAGACUGAAACAUGUCGGAUGGUCGACUGAAUUAGUUCUCACAUCAUCACAGAGAUCAGUGCUUGCGAGAAAGGGCGCCCUUGUGGAGCCAAGAAUAUGUGUUGGCGGCGACGAAACAACCGCGAAAGUCAUCACUUGAGCCCUUGAGCGCUCAUGUGCCUUU
Lathyrus oleraceus (garden pea) is the source of this 858-nucleotide messenger RNA. RefSeq lists its product as uncharacterized. NCBI's taxonomy places the organism in Eukaryota, Viridiplantae, Streptophyta, Magnoliopsida, Fabales, Fabaceae. The transcript has 4 exons. Bases 487 to 834 code for a protein of 115 amino acids. The record is from RefSeq and is a predicted model, not a curated record.